Sturnus vulgaris (Common starling) is the source of this 1534-nucleotide messenger RNA. RefSeq names its product FXYD domain containing ion transport regulator 6 (gene FXYD6). Gene Ontology annotation, cellular component: membrane. Gene Ontology annotation, biological process: regulation of sodium ion transmembrane transporter activity. Lineage: Eukaryota; Metazoa; Chordata; Aves; Passeriformes; Sturnidae. The record is from RefSeq and is a predicted model, not a curated record. Gene Ontology annotation, molecular function: sodium channel regulator activity.
UUCUGUGGAGAUAGGGAUGGUGGAAGAUAUCUGAUUUCCCUCACAGAGCAGCAGACUGAGCUGGGAUGAGAGGGGAGGGGAGUUCUGGACGCUGCUGCUCGGCUCCUGUGCUGCUCCACCUCUCUCUGUGUUUUGCUGGAUCUCGCAGUUUUAACAGGAAACCCCCAUGUUUGGGUUCAAGUCGCAGGCAUUGCCACUGCCCGUGGUGUCCAGGGUGGUGACUCCGAACUUUGUGUCACCAAUGGGGAGAAAACAGGGAGAGAUUUUUGCUGUGGGACGUGGCAGUUGCUGGUUUCCCUCUCCUUUCCUGUGCGGAGGCACAGCUGGAUUCAGCGUGGGGGAAGUCAGGAGCAGGGAGAACAGCAAACCCUCGGCAGUGCUCGCUCUUCUCACUUUAUUUCAGCUUCAGGAAGAAGUGGGUGGGCCAGCUUGGAGCAACCCAAAAAACCUGUGGCUCUUUGCAAGGCAUAUGCUUCCUUGGAGGAGAGCUGGGCUCGUUUGCACUGCAGAGCGCCGUGUUUGCCUUGGGAGCAGGGACACUGCCAAUCCUGGCGGCUCACUCGUGCGGAGAUAAGUUCGGGAGCGCGGAAGUGUGUGAAUUCUAGGAAUUGAGAUAGAAAAACAAAGAACAUAUGUGUGCUGCGUGCUUGGCUCGGCCCAGCAGUGAACUCCGCCGCGCUACGUGCGAGAAGCCAAAUGCUGAGCAAAGGGGUGGAGGGGGUGUGUGUGUGGCUGGGCAGGGCCCAGUGCCACGUGGAGCAGCUCAGGGCAGGGAAUAAUGUGAAAUUCCCGGAGUGUGCUCUUCAGGGAAUGAUCCGGCAGCAGGCAAAUGGCAGCAAAACUGUAAAAGUCUGAUGAAUGAUUUGUUUGAGAAAUACGGGAGCCGAUGAAUAUUGAUCAUGGCACAAGACCGUGAGCUGGGAAAAUGACUGAAUCUGCAGCCUCGUGGUGAGGAGAUAAAGAACGUGAGAGAAAGGAGAUACGCAUCUCGAAGUGACUGUGCCACCAGCUGUGGGCUCUUUGUGUGUGUUUCUAAGACCUGCAGCCAUGGAGGCAGUGCUCAUCUUCCUGUGCUCCCUGCUGGUACCCGUGGCCAUGGCAGACGUGGCCACCCAGGAGAAGGAGGAGGAGGAGGAGGAUCCCUUUAACUAUGAUUACCAGAGCCUGAGGAUCGGGGGGCUGGUGUUUGCCGUGGUCCUGUUCACUGUGGGCAUUCUCCUCAUCCUCAGCAGGAGGUGCAGGUGCAGUUUCAAGCAGAAGCCCAGGGCUCCAGGGGACGAGGAGGCUCAGGCAGAGAACCUGAUCACCUCAAACGCAACGGCGGCACAGAAAGCAGAGAACUGAGCAGGAGCCAAUGCUACCCAGAGACCCGAGGACAGACGCUGGGAGCCCAGAUGCCCGUGGCCUGCGAGGAAACUGAGCCCCCAGCAGCAGGUCCCUCUCAGGAGACGCGGGGCUGCCCUGUCUGUGUCCCCUCUGUGCUCCAGCACCGGUUCUCUGUCUCGUAACCCGACUAAACUCCGCUCACUCUGCC